CUUCCUUCCAUUUCAAAUGGUGAAAUGGCCAACUAUUUGAAAACUAUGGUGGCUCCCCAGAUUCCCCAAGAGCUACGCGAUGCAUUUGUUUUUGCAAUUAAAAAAGGAAACAUACGAACAACGCCUAAUAGAAGCAUGCCUGCUGCUUCUUAUCCCAUUCCAGGUGCUCUUCUCUUAGGGGAUGCAUUUAAUAUGAGACAUCCUUUAACUGGAGGAGGAAUGACUGUUGCACUAUCUGAUAUAGUUGUAUUAAGGAAUCUUUUAAGACCUUUGAAUGAUCUAAGCGAUGCAUAUUCCCUUUGCAAGUAUCUUGAAUCUUUCUAUACACUACGUAAGGUUGCAUCAGGAAUCAUUUUCCCCAUCAUAAAGGCAGAAAGUGUUCGACAAAUGUUCUUCCCAACAACAUUAACACGUUUUAGAUCUCAAGUUGUUUGACAACAAGAAAAUCAAAGAAUUAACAAUCCAUCUUUUAUUUCAGAUAAGCUGAUGAUUUUGUGUAUGAUUGAACAAUAUAAAUUUUAUGUUAGAUUUGUAACGGUUAUUCUUUUAGUGGGAACAAAAUUUUCCACGUGUAAUUAAGCCCACAUUUUUGUAAUUUAAUGAAUUAUUUAUUCUUUC
Hevea brasiliensis (rubber tree) is the source of this 618-nucleotide messenger RNA. Its product is annotated as squalene epoxidase 1-like. Lineage: Eukaryota; Viridiplantae; Streptophyta; Magnoliopsida; Malpighiales; Euphorbiaceae. The transcript has 3 exons. The coding region runs from base 25 to 435 and encodes 136 amino acids. Gene Ontology annotation, cellular component: endoplasmic reticulum; membrane. The record is from RefSeq and is a predicted model, not a curated record. Gene Ontology annotation, molecular function: flavin adenine dinucleotide binding; squalene monooxygenase activity. Gene Ontology annotation, biological process: sterol biosynthetic process.